UUCAAAAUKACUAUGAAUUUUAAGCAUUAAAUCAUGUAGUUAUGUAAUUUUGAAUUUUUUAUGUGGUUUGUUGAUUGCCUUUUAGCAGCGUUUAAAAUUUGUUCAUUUUGGUUUACAAGUUUUAUAUAAUUUGGUAAAAUAAUACCAUUAACCAAUCAUGCAAAAGUACAUGUCUAAAUCUGAAGUUCGAUGUGCAAGUUUAAUGAACAAUGUAUUGGAAGAAAAUAUCGAUACGAAUGAAAUUUUGGAAAAAAUUAGGUCAUUUGAACAAUGUAACAUUCGUCAUGGUGUUGGCAAAAUAGAAUUUACAUUUUAUGUGAUUGAUUUUGUUCAUAAUAAGACUAUGCAGUAUGUAAAUCAGCUAGAUGAGAAUGAAACUGUUAUAAACAAUGCAUUUAAUGUGCCAGAAGUUGAAUCACCAAUGGUGAAAAGAAUAAUACCUAAAGCAUCAACAACAAAAGGUUCCAAUGUCCAAGGCAAAAAAACAGUUCAAAUACAUUCGGUGACUUCUAAAAUGAACAAAACAAAAAUAAUUGAUACCACUAAGAAAGAACGAAGGAGCUUGGACAUAUUGUCAAGUCUUUAUGCUGCAAUGAUAAAUUCUAAUAUAUUAUGUAAUUUGUUUCAUGAGUUAGGUUAUGUAUUUACACUUGUUUCAGUAAAAAAUCAUGAAAUAAAAUUCAAUGACAGUUUUAGUUCAAAUAAUAUAUAUUUCAAAUCAUCUGAUGAUUGUCAUUAUUUUGCUUCAAAGACUAUAGAACAAUUGGUUCCAAUUUUAUGUUAUUUGGAAAAACCAAUUAUCAAUCUAAUUUUAAAACAGAAAGUCAUCAACACAUAUGUACCAGAAUUGGCUAAGACUUUUGAAAGUAAAUUUAACACAUCGAACAUAAAUGAUGAUAUAAAGUCUUUAAAUGCGAGUAUAUCAAAAGAUAUGGUAAAAUUCGAUGGUGAACAAGAUGCCAAAGAUUGUUUUCCAUCAGUAAAAAUGUUUCAUGCUUUCAAAAUGCAAAGAGAUGCAUUUUAUGAUCUACUAGAAAAUUGGAAACAAAAUGAAAAUCAGUAUGAGUUAGAUUCUAAGAAAUUUGAACAUAUUAACAAAAUGCUUAAGGAAAACAAUAAUUCUGUUAAUAUGAGUAAAUUCGCUAAAUUAUUUGUUGCUCAAUUGAUAAAUUCAACAUUUGAAGAGUCAAAGAAUAUCUAUAAAAAUAAAACUAUUAAAGAGUUAUCCGCCUCUAAGUUAGAAUUACUUCAUCAGCGAAUUACCAAACGCGACUAUACAAGUGGAUAUAGUGUUGAUCCAGCAAACGAAUUUCCUGGUAUGCAAAUGUUUUUUAAAGAAUUCACUGUUAUGUUGUUAGGCGAUGGCAUUUUUUGUAAACAUUUAAUAGAUACUUUGGUACACAGAAUUGAUGUAUUAAAUACAAUGGAAUGGGCUUCUGAGUUACAAGAAGGUGCAAUAUAUCAACAAACCUUCUUUUUUUAUGUUGAUACUUUAAGAUUAUUGGCCAAAUUUUUGGCCUUUGCAAUAUAUAAUCCAUACAAAGAUUAUGAUGUUUUAAAUCCGGCUUUAAAAGAAUAUAUAUGGGAAGUACGAUCAAAGGCUUUACCUCCAAUAAAUUUACUUGCUAAAUUACGUUGUGCUCUUAAACGUGGUCAUAGUGAAAUUGUAUUAACAACUUMAUGGAUCAUUGAAUACUUGUAUCAAGUGGAUCGGAUUUCAAUUACAACUCCUUUUUAUAAAGAUGUACUAAUUUUGAUCUAUUCUCUGUGUAUGUUGAAUUCUGAUAUAACUGGUUCAGUACUUAUGUUGAGGUUGCAGUUUAAUUGUUUAAUUGAACACAUAAAUAUUGAACCUCAUACACUAUUUGAUGCCUCAAAUAAAUGUUUUGAUAAAAGUCUUUUUGAAAAUGUAAAGGAAUUCAAAAAUGGUUUAAUAGUAAAUACGAAGCAAAUUUAUCACUAUUGUCCACAGUUAAAUAAUUAUCGUACUGUAUUAGAAAGUAAAGUUAAUAGUAAAAAGAUAAAAUUUUUAUCACCUAUAGUCAGUAUACCUAGUCGAAAAAUAAAUCAAAAUCAUCAAAUAGAAUUGGAAUUAGAAUCACAUUUCUUUGAAAAUCAUUCUUCAUCUGUGUUAGCAACAGUUGAUUUCAUUGCAAAACGAAUCGCUUCUUCAUGUACCAAAAAGAUUCAAAACAAGGGUAUAGCUGCUGUUAAGAAUCAAUUUGUUGAUAUUGUGUGUGAAAAAUUCAAAGAACAUAUCAGCGAAAAUACAAAUGCAAUGUUUAAAAUCGACGAAAAUGAUGUUGCCAAGUGUAGUUUAUUUUUGAGUUCCACUAUUCAACAGUACGUAGAUCAUUUUUCCAAAAACAAUAUUCCCAACUCAAUUCAAGAAUUAUUAGAUUCUGAAUCUGUGAACCCAAGUUCCUUGCCUUUUUGUAUUGCUGUUACAGUUCGUAAAUUUAAAGCAUUAGUAACAGAUUGGGUCAAGAAUCAUAUAAAUAUCAAAAAUAUGUUUAUUACUUACAUUAAAACUGAAUUGAAAAUAAAUUUAAAAAAUGGGAGUAUAAAUGAAGAUGGAAGUAAUCUUCGUGAAUUAUUGAUGCCUACUCAUUUUGAUGAACCAGAUGAAGAUAUGUUUAUUCCAGAGAAUGAACUAUUGACAGAUUUAAAUGCAAUAUUAAGUAUUGUGGAAAAGGUUGAAAAAAAAAUUAUGGUGUAUAUGAAGGAGAAGAAGAAUAUGAUGAAAUCGAAGGAAAACAUGUCGAAGAAKUCCCUAAACUCACAGAAAAACGGAUACUAA
Molecule: messenger RNA, 2800 nt
Organism: Diuraphis noxia (Russian wheat aphid)
Lineage: Eukaryota; Metazoa; Arthropoda; Insecta; Hemiptera; Aphididae
Gene: dlt
Product: codanin-1 like protein dlt
Biological process (GO): chromatin organization
Cellular component (GO): nucleus
Source: RefSeq, a predicted model, not a curated record